This is a messenger RNA of Leptopilina heterotoma, 1746 nucleotides long. It is a transcript of the gene Rsph4a, whose product is annotated as radial spoke head protein 6 homolog A. NCBI's taxonomy places the organism in Eukaryota, Metazoa, Arthropoda, Insecta, Hymenoptera, Figitidae. The record is from RefSeq and is a predicted model, not a curated record. The transcript is spliced from 11 exons. The coding region runs from base 1 to 1746 and encodes 581 amino acids. Gene Ontology annotation, cellular component: radial spoke; axoneme. Gene Ontology annotation, biological process: cilium assembly; cilium movement involved in cell motility; axoneme assembly.
AUGAAUUAUUCGUUUAAAAUUGACGAGGUUCCAUCACCAGAAGUUCCAUCUAUUUCUGAUGAAUUACGUAAAGCAAAACUAUAUUUACAAAGACAUAAUGGAGAAUCUGAUGACAGUUUGUAUGACCACUUGAGUAAAUUAUUGAAUAAAAUUCUUUCUGAACGACCAAACAAUGCUUUAGAUAUUUUUGAAGAAUAUAGUAAAAAUUUGAAGCAGGAGCGAUUUAUAAAUCAAGCUGAUUAUCUUCAAAAUAUUUAUAUUCCGCCAUUAGAGUAUGAAAACGCAAAAAAACAAAUUAAAAUUUUUGAGAUGUCUAAAGUUCAAGAAGUAGAGAAACACAUAAAAAUAGUUCAAGAAAAGGAGGCGGAAAUCGAUAUUAAAGAUGCAGAAAUUAAUUUAAUGAAUCUAUUAUAUUUCAUUGAACAAGCUGAUGUCGGUUUAACUCGAUCUGAAAUAUUAAUAUUAAAUUUGGGUAUACAACAUUUAAUUCGUGAAGCUCCAAUUCAAAAUGUCAGAUUUUGGGGAAAAGUUCUUGGCAAUCCAAAAAAUUAUUACGUUCUUGAGGCCAAUUUGAAAAAAGAAGAAAUCACUAAUAGACAAAAAAAAGUUACAAGUAGAGAGGAAUUAGAAAAGAAAACAGGAAAUACAGAAGGAACAGAAAUUAAUACGCAAUACGAAUCUACCGAUACAGAAGCUUUAGAGGAAAGCGUAACUGAAAUUUUAACAAAAGCAAAAUCAGUAGAGUCAAAACGGAAAUUACUUCUUUCAGAUUUACCAAAAAAUGUAUGGCAACCUUUUGUACAGAUUCCUCCUGAACCUAUUGGAAUGGGACUUAAUCAAAAGGUUUACUUUGUUUGCAAUUCACCUGGAAUAGAUAAAUGGAUUGAAUUACCCAUUGUUACUCCACAACAAAUAGUUGCAUCCCGUUCUAUUACCAGAGCAUUUACUGGAGACUUGAAAACAGAGAUAUUUUCGUUCCCCUUAUUUCCUGGAAACGAGGCAAAUUACCUAAGAUCACAAAUUGCUCGAAUAACUGCUUCCACCUCAAUAUCUCCAGUUGGUUAUUUUAAGAUUAAAGAAGGGGAAAAUGAAAAUGAGGAGGGAAUCGAAAAAGAACAAAUGAGUGAUGGAAUUUUAACUAAAAAUCCAGAUUAUGAUCCCUAUCCUGUCAAAGAAUUGAUUGAUUUGUCUAUGUCUAAUUGGUGUCAUCACAGUCCAAUCAUUUUAAAACAAGGACGUAUUGUUCCUUGCAAUUUAAAUAAAAGUAAAGUUAAUAACUUAGUAUCUGUGAGUUGUUGGACUUUGACAGAUCACGGAAUGACUCCGUUGCCCGGCGUCACCACGUGGAGAUGCCUUGAAUACAAGCCCACAAAAGAAUUCGUGGACUAUAACAUUGAAGAAGAAGAGAAUGUGGCAGAUGUGGAUGAAAACAUAAAAAUAUUUAAUAAUGAAGAAAGUACACCAUUGUUAACUCCUCUGUCUGAAGAUGAAACCUCAAAGUUUUUUACACCCUGGUCCUCAAGGCAAUCAUCUCAAUUUCAACAAAAUAUUUCUAUUGCUAUAGUUCGAUCAAAUGUAUGGCCUGGAGCAUUUACGUUUGCUUUAAAUAAGAGAUUAAUUAAUUUAUACGUCGGGUUUGGUAAUAAAAAAUAUGCGAACAAUUUUAUGCCACCGUUAUUGCCAAAAGUGCAAGAUCAAUACAACAUUGCACCUGAAGUAAUGGAAACUUCUGAUCCAUCUGACUAA